Messenger RNA from Knipowitschia caucasica, 1251 nucleotides. NCBI's taxonomy places the organism in Eukaryota, Metazoa, Chordata, Actinopteri, Gobiiformes, Gobiidae. The record is from the annotation of a GenBank genome assembly.
AUGAUCGACUACUCUCUGAACAUCAUCGAUACUCCAGGCUUUGGGGACACUUGGGUCAUUAAAAGAGACCAUGAAACCAUUGAGCAGAUCCGGAACCUCUUCUCCAACAACUCUGGGGUGGAUGUCAUUCACACCGUGUGCUUUGUAGCUCAGUCUGCUCUUGCUCGCCUCAGCGACACACAGUGUUACAUGUUUGAUUCUAUCCUCUCCAUCUUUGGGAAGGACAUGGCUGAAAACCUCAGGGUUCUGGUGACUUUUGCAGACAGACAACUGCCUCCAGUUCUAGAAGCCAUCACAGCCGCAGGAGUCCCAUGCCCCAAAGACAAAGACGGAAAACCUGCUCACUAUAGAUUCAACAACUCUGCACUUUUUGUUGAAAAUCCAAGUUCUGUGGUUGGUUUUGAUGAGAUGUUCUGGAACAUGGGGAGAGCCAGCAUGAAAAGCUUCUUUGAUGCACUGAGUGAGACUGAACCUAAGAUUUUGAAUCUGACUAAAGAGGUUCUGAGAGAAAUAACACAGCUUGAAGAGACUGUGGAAAAUCUACAGAGGAUAAUAAAAGAAAAGUUAGAACAGCAAGACAAGAUUCUGCAACUCCAAGAACAAAUCAAGAAGCAUGAGGCUGAGAUCGAGACAAACACAGAUUUUGAGAUUACAAUUAAAGUAAUCAGGCCAGUUCAGACGAGCAUCGCGGGCACAGGGAACUUCAUCACCAACUGCUCCCGAUGUCACCACACCUGCCAUUACCCAUGUUCAGGGGGAAACGAUUCAGAUAAAAAAGGCUGUUCUGUAAUGAACUCAGAUGGAAACUGCACAAAGUGUCCUGGUAAAUGCAUCUGGAGCGAUCAUCACAACCAGAAGUACAGAUGGGAGUACAACGAGGUCACUGAGAUGACAACUGUAGACUGGCUAAAGGAAAGAUAUCAACAAGGGACAGAGGAAGGACCAACUACCGAAGGUUUAGUCGUGAUCCUGCAGAAGAAAUAUCAACUGGCUGGCAGCCGCUUGAGCAGAAUAAUUCAGGAAGCCACUGCAGCCGUAAACCGUCUGGGAGAGAUCGCUCUGAGGCCCAACCCUCUGUCCCCUCCCGACUACAUCGACAUGAUGAUAGAGUCAGAGAAGAGUCAGAGAAAUCCAGGGUGGAGGCAGAGAGUGAAGGGUCUGGAGGAGCAGAAGGAGGAGGACCGCUGGCUGAAAAGUGAUCUCGAGGAACAAGUGGAACAGGAGGCGCAAGGGGAGCAUCAAGCCAUCUAA